Manis javanica (Malayan pangolin) is the source of this 4574-nucleotide messenger RNA. Lineage: Eukaryota; Metazoa; Chordata; Mammalia; Pholidota; Manidae. The record is from RefSeq and is a predicted model, not a curated record.
AAGUAGCUCGGAGGUCACGUGUGCGUCUUGGUAACAACUGUCCCAAGAAAGGGAACCGAGUGUGCCUUGGCAUCGACAUUUGAGAAACAGGAAGCCCAAUCAGAGGUGUCGGGCUGGCUUUGGGGGUUCCCACAGCCUCGCCAGGAGAACCGCGGUUUCCAGGUUGAAUCCCGCUGGAGAGGGAGGUGCACAGGCCUUCGUGCUCGCUGCGCCCCGGGCAGGCUUGGCUCUGUCCGCUUUGUCCCUUCCUCGCGAUGUGACUGGGAGGGAUCCUGACGCCGGGACCACCGGCCAGCCUUGCAGUGUGGCUGUAAUGCUGGGGUGUGGCGCGUACGAGAGGGCCGGGCAGGGUGGGCCAGACACCUACAGAACACCCUACAUGCGCUGGUCAGCGUAGGGACCCAGCAUUAGGCAGUGUCCAGGUUCCAGGAGGGUCAGUGGGUGUGCUGGACAAGGAGCCAUUCAGACCUCCAGCCCAGAUGGGAGCUGCAUGCUUCCUCUACCCCAGUCCCAAGUCCUGCCGCACCUCCUUGAAGCGGGUCCUGCCCAGACCCUGGGUGGUCUCCAGUGCCAAGAGUGUCCAGGCUUCCCAAAUGGAGGCUCUGGGAAGGCCAGGGUUUGGGCCAUACCCUGCUACCUCCCGGCUGGUCACUUCUUUCUGCAGCUCGCUGGUCUUUCCAGUUUGGAACUUAGCUUUCUGAGGCCAGCUGCACUGGUUGGAAGCUGAGGCUUUUUCUCCGAACACUGUCCAUGCUGGUCAGCCCUUGGCCAGCACUGGGAAGCCAGGCUGGGGUCUGGGAGGCAUUUUCUGGCUUCCCAGUUUUUAGAGGGGGAGCAGGGAGAGGACAGGUGUCUGUCUGCUCUGCAGCCACAACAAAACACCACAGAGUGUAAGGCUGAAGCCACAGGCUGUUUACUGGCGGCUCUGGAGGCUGCCGAUCGAGGUGGGUAUGGAUUUGGUUCCUGGCUAUGGACAGUGCCUCCUCCCUGUGUCCUCACCGGCGUGGAGGGAGGUCUGGUGUCUCUGCUCCUAAGGCACCCCCUUGACCUCGUCUGAACUUGAUCUUCUCCCAAAGAUCACACCUCCAAAUACCAUCACAUUGGGGGUUAGAGCUUCAAUGUAUAGAUUUGGGGGACAUGAUGCAUCCCAACGUGGUAGCCAGAAGAGGGGGCAGCUGCCUGGCCUGGGCAAGCAGGAACCUUUAGCUACCACUCACAUCAUUUAACUGUAAGAUGUCCUCAAGUUAUGUCCUGAAAGAGGCACCGCAGAACAUUCUUAGGUGCUGGGAACAUCAUGGGACGCAAAUGAGCCUAACCUGUCACUCUGAUUUGUGUCCCAGGGCUGCAUGCCCCCCGUGAACCCCUAAUGCUGGUGAGCUGCUCAUGCCUCUGAACUGGGUGCUUUCUCUGGUGUCUUGGAUAAGACUGGUCCUUUCAGGGCUGUGGGGAGUUCCCAGAUCUGGAGCUUAUUUUCCUGGAAGCACAUUUAUGAUUGUGCAACAGUCAUCUGCAUGGAGAGCUGUAAUUUCCGAAGCCAGAUAAUGGUGUCCCUGUGCAGACCAGGAGACACCUGAGAGGACUCGCAUUUCAGUGUCUCCUGGAACCAGGCCCUGGUUCUUGUGCCCUGAAGGUUCGGGUUCUGCCCCUGCCCUCCACUCUGGGGACAGGAAACCACGGCACAGCAGAGGGAAGCCUGUAGAGGUCUAGCAGUCAUGGACUAAAGAGGCAUCUGAGAGUGGCACACAGGUUGCAGCUGGGAAAUGCCAGAGUGCAGCUGGGCAGGACAGCUCGGGGGCUGCUCUGACGGCCUUGGCCCUGCCAGCGGAGCCCCGAGACCAUGCAGCACUAGGUGGCUGGUCUGAGAGCUGGCCAACCCCAUGGCUGUCCCCUGCAGCAGUUGCUGGCAGCCAGCCUGAGUAACAGAUGGACUGUCCACAGGCGGUCUUGCUCAGGAGACCCACCACUUGUGCCCACCACUUGUGCUCUGUGGAUAGACCUCGGCAGCGACAGCCGGUUGGAGGAAGUGAGUGGCUGGGUCUGGCAGAAGUGUCCUCCCUUGAGCCAGGUUCCCUAGGCUCCCAGCAUCAGUGGCCACAGUGUGGUCAGGCCGUGGGCGGGAGCCAUGUGCCAGGCUUCCUGGAGCUGUGCUGGCUGGUGGGGACCUGUGUCAGCCUGGACUAAGGUGGGGCGCCCUGAGGGUAUCAGCCAGUGUCUGCGGAGUGCUGCGGCCUGCAGUGGUGUGAUGAGCAAGGCCAAGCGUCAGGAAGCCGGAAGGACUCAGACGCUCCCGGGCAGCCAAGCAGGCUUCGCUCAGUGCCAGGAGCACCGUCCGGCCAUGGAGGAGGAAGAGGAGCUGCCGCCUCGGGAGGCUGACGUGGAACCCAUCCUGACAUCGGGGGCUUCGGAGGUGGUGCCCAGGGUGCUUUCCGGAGAACCGCAGAGCCUGUCUGACAUGGACGCUUUCAACCUGCUCCUGGAGAUGAAGCUGACACGGCGGCGGGAAAGGCCCGAACUGCCGCGCACAGUGACCCAGCUGGUGGCCGAGGAUGGGAGCAGGGUGUAUGUGGUGGGCACUGCCCACUUCAGCGAUGACAGCAAGAGAGAUGUUGUGAAGACCAUCCGGGAGGUGCAGCCCGACGUGGUGGUCGUGGAGCUCUGCCAGUACCGUGUGUCCAUGCUGAAGAUGGACGAGGCUGCCCUGCUGCGCGAGGCCAAGGAGAUCAGCUUGGAGAAGCUGCAGCAGGCUGUGAGGCAGAACGGGGUCAUGUCGGGGCUCAUGCAGAUGCUGCUGCUGAAGGUAUCCGCCCACAUCACCGAGCAGCUGGGCAUGGCCCCCGGUGGCGAGUUCAGAGAGGCCUUCAAGGAGGCCAGCAAGGUGCCUUUCUGCAAGUUCCACCUGGGCGACCGGCCCAUCCCCGUGACCUUCAAGAGGGCCAUUGCCGCACUGUCCUUCUGGCAGAAGGUCAAGCUGGCCUGGGGCCUGUGUUUCCUGUCCGACCCUAUCAGCAAGGAUGACGUGGAGCGGUGCAAACAGAAGGACCUGCUGGAACAGAUGAUGGCCGAGAUGAUUGGCGAGUUUCCAGACCUGCACCGCACCAUCGUCUCGGAGCGUGACAUCUACCUGACCUACGUGCUGAGGCAGGCCGCCCGGCGCCUCGAGCUGCCGCGCUCCUCUGACGCCGAGCCCAGGAAGUGCGUCCCGUCCGUGGUGGUGGGCGUCGUGGGUAUGGGCCACGUCCCCGGCAUUGAGAAGAACUGGACCACCGACCUCAACAUCCAGGAGAUCAUGACCGUCCCCCCGCCGUCCAUCUCCGGCAGAGUGUCCCGGCUGGCUGCAAAGGCUGCGGCCUUGGGCCUGCUGGGCUACGGUCUGUACUGGAUGGGGCGCCGCGCUGCCAGCCUGGUCCUGUCGCUGCCCGCCACCCAGUACUGCCUGCAGAGGGCGUCAAUGGCCCGGCCGCACCAGUAGGAAGAACAGUGCACAGGACCAAGCGGCGCUGGGGUCUGGCCCCUGAGGAGCUCCUGGGUGCCACCCCCUCGUGGGGGUCCAGGCCCAGCCACUCCUGCCCUCCCCCACCCCGCCCAAAUAAAGAAUCGUUUAACUGCUCUGAGCUCAGGCUUCCCAGCAGCCCUCCCCUAUCCCCUGCAGGGGCCCCCCAGGGCUCACGGGGUUCUCAGGGCCAGGACAGCAGGUGGGGAGGGGCUGAGGCACCUGCUGGCUGAUGGUCCUACCCUACCUCACUGUGCCUUCUUCGUGCCGGCCCAGGAGCGCCUGCCCAGGAGUGACUGAUGGUGGGUGCCUGGCCAUCAGGGGCCAGCUGGCACAUCUGGUGGGGCUGGAUUGCCCCAUGCAGCUCUGGCGUGGCUCCUGGGAGUGUUUGUGCUGAGAGGGCAGCUUGGCCAAGCUUGGUGUCCCUGGACAUGCAUCAGCACCAGCCCUGCCUCCAGAGAGUGUGUGGUUUUGGUUUUAAAAAUGUCUGAAAUUUUUUUACUCAGGUAGUUUUAACUUAAAACAAACUGAAGCAAAUGUCAGGAAAUACUAGCCUUAAAUGUGCUUGGGACAGAGACUUCCUUGAGGCCUCAGUGGUGAGCCGGGGUGCCUGUGGGGAGGAUCAGCUCCAGCAGUAAGGCUUCCUGGCCAUGCAGGGUCCAGCCUGCUUCCUGACCGUCUGGUGGGGAGCCCAGAGGUGCCCUGGCCUCCAGGGGCAGAUGGCACGUGUCCACCAGGGCCCGCCAGUUUGCAAGUGUGCAGCAGGUGCCCACCGCCCUCCCACGUGUCCACUUCAGGUACAGACUGGGCUGAGGCCGCCAGCCCCACACAGCACCCCACGCAGUCGUCACCCGUGCGUGUCGCCUUGCGAUUGCUCCCAGGCAAGUGCUGACACCGUAGCAUCUGUGCGGAGUACCGGGGCCUGGAGCACGUGGCUUGUUUGUGUGGCCUCGGUGUCUGACUGGGUCAGCUGGAGCCCAUGGCCAGCCCACGGCAGGGAGCUGGGCGGGGCCCGCAUUCUCCCUGUCAUUCACGUGCUUGUGUAUGUGUUCCUUAGAAACUGAAAUAAAGUCUAAUUUUGGAA